Molecule: messenger RNA, 939 nt
Organism: Lottia gigantea (owl limpet)
Lineage: Eukaryota; Metazoa; Mollusca; Gastropoda; Lottiidae
Exons: 7
Coding region: 1-939 (312 amino acids)
Biological process (GO): UDP-galactose transmembrane transport
Cellular component (GO): endoplasmic reticulum membrane; Golgi membrane
Molecular function (GO): UDP-galactose transmembrane transporter activity; UDP-glucose transmembrane transporter activity
Source: RefSeq, a predicted model, not a curated record
AUGGGUGUCAAUAAGAAGUUGAUUGUCUGUGCCAUUGGAAUUUUUGUUUGUUAUUUUUAUUAUGGCAUUUUACAAGAAAAAAUAACGAAAGGAAAGUAUGGAGAAGGAGAAGAAAGAGAGAAGUUUGUUUAUACGUUAUCGUUGGUUUUUGUGCAGUGUAUUGUUAAUGUACUUGCAGCAUAUUUAGGAACAAAGUAUAUGCAGAAAAAAGUGGACGCCACGCCAACUAAAUAUUAUAUAGCGUGUUCGUUGACGUAUCUAGGUGCUAUGUUAGCCAGUAACCACGCUUUACAACACGUCUCUUAUCCUACUCAGGUUCUAGGUAAAACUAUAAAACCUAUACCUGUAAUGAUAUUAGGUGUAUUAAUAGCUAGAAAACGUUACCCACUAGUAAAAUAUUUAUUUGUAUUGAUGAUUGUACUUGGUGUAGCGUUAUUUAUGUAUAAAGAUGAUAAGGCGGCUAAAUCUGAUAAACAUGAAAUUGGAAUCGGUGAAUUUUUAUUGCUAGUUUCUCUAACUCUAGAUGGACUAACAGGAGCUAGUCAAGAUAAGAUGAGAUCUGAAUAUUCUACUCAAGGCUACAGUAUGAUGUUUUUUGUUAAUUUAUUUUCUAUUCUAUGGUUAUUUAUAGGAUUAAUAGUAACCGGUGAAGGAUUGUUAUUUUUAAGUUUUUCCACUCGAUUUCCAGUCGUCUGGUUUAAUUUGUUAUCAUUUAGUUUAGCCAGUGCUCUUGGACAGAUAUUUAUAUUUACCACUGUGACGACGUUCGGACCUUUAACGUGUUCUAUUGUUACCACGACCAGAAAAUUCUUUACCAUUUUAACCUCAGUUUUAAUAUUCCAAAAUCCCAUGGGUGGGAAACAAUGGAUUGGAACAGUGUUAGUUUUUAUUGGACUCGGAUUUGACAGUGUAUAUGGCAAGGAGAAAAAGAAAAAAUAA